UCUUACUGUGCGCUGAGUGAAACCAUUACAGGGGUCUGUUGACUUUCUGCUAGCUCAGAUUCAGAAGGAAUUUAUCCGGUGAAGUAAACACAGUGUUUAUUUAAUUAGUCGGCAAUUUGCAUGAGGUGCACACAACUCUUUGCACCUUUUAACACUGAGACUUUAGCGCACAUAAAGCCUGAUGUUUGUUGCCAGGUUCGGUUGUACCAGUCAAAGCUAACGUGACUUUUCAAGGAUGCAGGUGCAGAGAAUCGUCCUCAACUCACGACCAGGUAACAACGGGGCGCCAGUUCCUGAAAACUUCCGUCUUGAGGAGACGACUUUGGCACGUGACCUGAAAGAUGGGGAGGUCCUUGUUCGGACGCUUUGCCUGUCAGUCGACCCUUACAUGCGGUGCAGAAUGAACGAAGACACCGGUGUUGAUUAUGUGACUCCGUGGCAACUGUCUGAGUGUGUGGACGGCGGAGGUGUCGGCGUGGUCGAGUCCAGCCGCUGCAGCGCUUGCAGUGAGGGAGAUGUGGUCACUUCCUUCAACUGGCCUUGGCAGACCAACGCUGUUAUGACAGGAAGUGUCUUACAGAAGGUUGAUCCACAGUUGGUUGAUGGGCGCUUGUCCUACUUUUUGGGUGCAGUUGGCAUAACAGGCCUCACUGCUCUGUUGGGCAUAAGGGAGAAGGGUAAUGUGACCAAAGGGGCCAAUCAGACGAUGGUGGUGAGUGGCGCAGCUGGGGCCUGUGGCUCCAUAGCUGGACAGAUUGGCAGGCUGGAUGGCUGUGUGAGAAUGGUUGGGAUUUGCGGCUCUGAUGAGAAGUGCAGAGCUUUAGUGGAUGACCUGGGCUUCUCUGCAGCCAUCAACUACCGCCAAGAGGACGUCCCUUCAAGGCUCAAGGAGUGCUGCCCUGAUGGGAUAGAUGUUUACUUUGACAACGUGGGAGGUGCCAUCAGUGAUAUUGUAAUCACACAGAUGAACAACGACAGCCAUGUGAUCCUGUGUGGGCAGAUCUCGCAGUACAACAAGGAUGUGCCGUAUCCUCCGCCGCUGAGCGAUGAGAUAAAUGAAACACUGCGAAGGAAGAAUAUCACACGGGAGCGGUUUACCGUGCUUAACUACAUGAACAAAGCUGAAGCUGCCCUCUGUGAACUCAGCCAGCGAGUUCAAUCAGGCCAAAUCAAUGUGCUGGAAACUGUGGUGAAUGGUAUCGAAAAUAUGGGAGAUGCAUUUUGCUCUAUGAUGACAGGGGGAAACAUUGGCAAGCAAAUUAUAAAGAUAUCAGAGUGAAGAAAAUCAGUUGCUCUCAGCUGGCAGACGCCUGGGGAAAUUAAACUACAGUUUCUAUCACUGCCAUUAACACUAACUUAAUAAACUCAAAUGAGAGAUUGCAUUAAUUAGCUGAUACCAGUUGAUUACAAUUAUGAACCAUGAAUUUAAAAAAACACACGGUGUUAUCUGAAAUUGUGUGCUUGUGAAAAAUAAAUGUAAAGAGUGCUUGGAGGUUAGAUACGUCUUGAAUUUUAAUACUAAAUAAUGAUUUAGACUUUUGGAUAUUGGUGCAGCAGUUUAAUAAUAGAGUACAACAUUGUAAUACUACCUCAUUAUGUUAACUUCCUUCUAAAUUGCAACAGUUUGUCAUGGUUUUAAAAUCUUCCAGUGAAGAAAAUAAUAAUAAUGCGAUAAUAAGACUUCAGCUUGUUUUAUUGUAUGGAGCCCCAAAACUGGCAAAAAAGGCUGUCAAAACAUGUCAAAGACAAAAUACCGUUAGUGUAAUAAUUAAAAUUGAGUGUAAAAGAAAUACCUCCAAUCAGUUGAAAAAAAAGAAUCUUGGUAAAACAAACAAACAGUGGAAUAAGUAAGACAACUGUGGCUAGUUAGCUUUAACUGAAAACACUGCUAGCUUAACCCACAUUACCAGCUACCUCAGCUAGCUACCUAGCCUAAGCUAACUGUCUUCAUAAAACCACAGCUAGUGCACAUGUUGUGUUAAUGCAUAUUACUUAAGCAUCACAUAACACGUAGCAAAGGGCUGGCAAGCUGAUAAUAAUAACAAAAGUUAGCUAGCUAACACUACUUUGAAAUAGCUUCUAUCUUUAAAACCUCAUUGUCAUCUUAAAGUAACGUCAUAUUUCUAUUAUCUUCACAAUGGAAAUAAGGCUUUAGACUUUGUAGAUGUGAUUUAUUUUCUAAACUAAAUAAAAUAUCUUUAAGUAGCUUAGCAAGCUAACUAGCUUGCUGGCUAAAUUGCUUUAAGCAUUUAUACAGUGACACCAGCAGAAUGCACACAAUUAUUACGGGUGGCUUAGUUUUAAGAAGAAAACUAGACUUUAUUGUGUAGAUGUGACUUGAUGUCUCCUGUCUCAUACUAUUAAACUAAAGAUCUUAAAGUAGCAUUAACUAAAUUUGUUUGCUUGAGCUUUCCAGCAAAAGCUACAAAGAUGACAAGCGCAAAGCUUCAGCAGUACAGAUGAUAAACAUGCACUGUUUAGAGCUGCGAAGAGCUUUAGAAAAGGCUACUUGGUGUGUUUAUUUUCUACCAAUGUUUUCAGUUAAGCUACAUACCAAUAGCAAACUCAUUAAAUGUGUACUAAGAUUAAACAAAAACAAAAAAGAUAAAGAAUCGUGCAGCUGAAAUACAAAGCUUUUCUUUUCACUCUCCGUUUUAAUUAUUUAACUUCUAGUUUUAUUUAUUGACAUAAUCAGUUUUUGUCAGUGUUGGGCUACAUAUUCUCGUUCACUCCCUUUUGUAACAUCAUGUGACAAUGAAGUGAAGACAAAUGCAAAGUAUAUGAUUUAAUGUAAUGAACAUUUUAUUCCACAGCACUAUAAACCAUUAAUAAAAUAAAAAAAUGUGAUUGGCUCUAAUUUUAGUUGUCACCAGAAAAAACAUGUGGCAGGUGUCAAAUCGUCAACUUUUCAUUCAUAUACUUCAGUGUUUGAACAUAGGAGGGAUGCAGAAUAAGUCAAUCAGUGAACACUUAGUACAUCACUUCUCUCAGACACAUAGUGGUUGAUGUCUGUUGUUCUCGUCAACAGUCAAAUCAGUGUUUGAUACAGAACAAUCAACCAGAUAAACAUAAUGAGCGAGAAUUUAUCAACUAUCAAAAUUGUCUCAUCCAGAUAUGGUUUUGCUGCUUUUCUGCAAAGAAAAAAAAAAAAAAAACGGUUCCAUGCAUGAUUUGGAGGGUGGAAGUGAAAUGCAACACAAUACCGCCUCCUUGUGGACAGAUUACACAACUUGUACUGAGAAUCCUGAGAGAAUAACUGCAGUAACAGAAGUCCAUACAUUUAUAUUAUCUGUCUUUAUGGUGGAAUUAUACUUUGGUAGUAUGAAAGACUCGUCUAUGCAUAGGGGGGGAGUUAUUAAACCAUCGCCAGCAAGAGUGCACAUAAUUUAAUUGUCUCAUUGUUUAGCAGCUGUUCUAAUAUUAAACUGCAUGUCUUAUCACAGCACUGAGCAAUUAUUCUGCACUCAUGCUGGGUAUGGUUCUGAAAACAACAACCCGGAUCUAACUUUGUUGGAACAUUGCUUCUAUUAAAAGACUUGAUAAAUGUGGUCUUUAAAUCAGUUUGCUCUGGUGGAAUCCAGGCACCUGCUACCUCCGAGGAGAAAGGAUUGGAUUAAGAGUGCAACAGACACGGUUUACUUCACUCACACCUUCACAAAAAAAAAAAAGGAAUUAGGGAAAAAUACAAACAUUGUUUUCACACACAAAGCUGUCAAAUUAACUUCCAACGCAAGGGAUGCCCUUUACUAGUGCAGAUAUAUAACAUGAAGGGGAAAAAAAAAAUAAACCACUCGAUACAAUCAGGAAGAGUAAAUAAAAACAGCAUAGUACUGGUUCAUCUCAUUUCACCAUGUAACACAUUCAUUUUGUUUCUUUUAGCCACCACACAUCUGGAUUGUUUAACAUGAUUUUUUUUAGUUCACUGAGCUACUAUGGAGUAUAAAAACAUUGUCCUGAAAUACAUCUGGGACCAGCCUAUUGUUCAAGUGCUCACAUUCCUGAGAAACAAACAGCUGCUUUCUGUAGUCACGUUUGAAGGAGCACGGAGUCAGACCAGCUCGUUGUGUUUUGGUGAAAACCGGCAUUAAAGUUUUUCGUAUGACUAUUAAAUGCAAAUAUAAUUUUUUUAUGUGGCAGUUGUGUGCAGUGCAAUUCUUUUCUCAUCAACUACUUGUACACAAAGAUCGACGACAGUAUUUGAUUGAUUUGUAUUUUCAUUCAUUUGAUUUCCUUUAAUCAUGUGUAGAAUAAACUUAUAACAUAAUCGUCUAGGUUGCAUUACCUGUGUCAUCUUCACCAAAGUUACUGUAACUACCGCGCUCUGUCAGCCGCGGGGUGUUAGGAAAUCUUAGUGUACAAAAUGACGCUUUCUCAUCCACACAGUUUGUGUGACGGACGUUUAAACACGAGGUUUGAUUUGGCACGUCCAGCCUUCAUUAGUGAAUGAAAAUGAUCUUCAGAGGGAAGAAUAAAAGCUGGUAUCUUUCUUAUUCAUCCUUUGGCAGUGGUGAAGUGGCAUUCGGCCAAGGCAACACUUCCAAAAAGUGCUAAAGCUCAAGUACAUGAGUCAGCUUAAACCACAGCAGGAUAGACCAUUAACUGUGGCAUACAUUGGACUAGUUCACAUAGCUCAAACAGGCUAUUUUACCCCCAAUGUAUCCAAGGUGUUGUUUCUAUUUACACUGUACACAUUGCUAUGAAUAUGGCCCGAAAUAUGCUCACCGGUGUUUUACAAUAACAUGCAUAUUAAGCAAACAAUACUAUCUAUAAACAGGAUAGUGAGUGAUGUACUGUGAAGUGGCUAUUUGAAGGAGGAGAGAAAGA
This is a messenger RNA of Anarrhichthys ocellatus (wolf-eel), 4824 nucleotides long. It is a transcript of the gene ptgr2, whose product is annotated as prostaglandin reductase 2. Bases 236 to 1279 code for a protein of 347 amino acids. The transcript is spliced from 8 exons. Gene Ontology annotation, biological process: prostaglandin metabolic process. Lineage: Eukaryota; Metazoa; Chordata; Actinopteri; Perciformes; Anarhichadidae. The record is from RefSeq and is a predicted model, not a curated record. Gene Ontology annotation, molecular function: 15-oxoprostaglandin 13-reductase [NAD(P)+] activity.